Molecule: messenger RNA, 1655 nt
Organism: Argentina anserina (silverweed cinquefoil)
Lineage: Eukaryota; Viridiplantae; Streptophyta; Magnoliopsida; Rosales; Rosaceae
Product: cytochrome P450 76A2-like
Exons: 2
Coding region: 31-1569 (512 amino acids)
Molecular function (GO): oxidoreductase activity, acting on paired donors, with incorporation or reduction of molecular oxygen; iron ion binding; heme binding
Source: RefSeq, a predicted model, not a curated record
GCUCACACACUUCAUUAUUACUUCAGCUAAAUGGAGUACUUACCGUGGAAUUUCCUUGUUUAUGUUGGCAUACCAUCUCUGCUCUUCUUGCUAAUUUGGUGGAGAUCAAACUCAAGUGCCAACCAAGGGCUUCCACCCGGCCCGCCGGGAUGGCCACUUAUCGGAAACAUGCUCGACCUUGGAACUAUGCCACACAGAACCCUCACCGGGCUACGAAAUAAGUUCGGUUCUGUGGUAUGGCUAAGGAUCGGUGUCCGGAAUACCUUGGUAAUCCAAUCAACCAAAGCGGCCACCGAGUUUUUCAAAAAUCACGACCUGACGUUUGUUGAACGGACUAUCAUUGAAGGCUCUCGUGCUCACGACUACCAUAAGGGAUCACUCGCGCUGGCCCCUUAUGGGACACAGUGGCGAGUGCUGAGGCGUCUAGUGACCAUGGACAUGUUAACCAACAAGCGUAUCAAUGAGACGGCGUCCAUACGCAGAAAGUGCGUCGAUAAUAUGCAGAAAUGGAUAGAAGAAGAAGCCUCUAAACUCCAGGAAAAUGGAUCAUCAUCAAAGGGAGUGCAGGUCAGUCGAUUCGUGUUCCUCAUGACAUUUAAUCUUCUUGGGAAUCUAAUGUUGUCGAGGGACUUGGUGGAUCCGAAUUCGAAAGAAGGGCUGGAGUUCUUUGAGGCGAUGAGGGGAUUGAUGGAGGCGAAUGGUGUUGGAAACAUGUCGGACUACUUUCCAUGGCUGAAGUGGCUUGAUUUACAGGGUGUGAAGAGAAGGAUGAACAAGCACGUUGGAAAGGCUCUGGAAAUUGCCUCCGGUUAUGUGAAGGCGCGCUUGAAAGAGAGGAAGUUGAUCGGUGGAGAGAAAACUAGGGACUUUCUGGAUGUGUUGCUUGAUUAUGAAAGCGACGAAAUGGAUGAAUCAGCCAAGAUUUCUGAUCAUCAUCUCAAUAUUUUCAUUCUGGAAAUAUUCCUGGCUGGUUCAGAGACAACAAGCAGCACAACCGAAUGGGCACUGACAGAGCUUUUAUGCAACCCAGAGACAUUGAACAAGGCCAAAUCUGAGCUCAGUCGAGUGAUAGGUCCAAACAGAAAGAUGGAAGAAAGUGACAUUGACAAUCUUCCAUACUUGCAAAACAUAAUCAAAGAAACCCUAAGAUUGCAUCCACCAAUCCCAUUCCUCGUACCAAGGAGAGCAGUACAAGACACCAAAUUCAUGGGGUACUUUAUACCCAAGGACACACAGGCAUUUGUGAAUGCUUAUGCAAUUGGAAGAGAUCCAAAUGUGUGGACUGACGAACCCGAUUCAUUUAAGCCUGAGAGGUUCAUAGGAUCGAAAGUUGAAUAUAAAGGUCAGCAUUAUGAGUUGAUUCCUUUUGGAGCUGGGAGAAGAAUGUGCGCAGGUGUGCCAUUGGGUCAAAGAAUGCUGCACCUUACCUUGGGGUCAUUGCUUCACCAAUUCGAUUGGGCACUUGGGGGGAAUGUUACUAAAGAGUCUAUGAAUUGGAAUGACAAUCUAGGAAUUACAAUGAGGAAGUCUGAGCCACUACUGGCAUGGCCUACAAAGUGCUUUGCUUAGUUCACUGAUUCAAUAUUUGUAAUAUGUUGCAAAUAAACUCAGUUUUCUACUUUCAGUAUAAUGUUAAGUAGUUUCCAUCAUUCCUA